CAACCUGAAUCCCUUAAAUCCACAAAUAACCAUAAUGGACUCCCUCAUUGCUCAAGCUAGCGACUACUCACGAUUCAACGACUUCAAAAUUCUCACCACCACGUACAAAGUAGUCUACAACCACGAAAUCACGGUCGACAUUCUCUACCCCAAGCAUCUUCACAAUUCCUCUCACCAGCAUCUACGCGCUACUCCUCGUCCAGUCCUUCUCCGCUAUCAUGGUGGAGGUCUUAUCUGCGGCCACAGCCUCUUCCCCCCGUUUUUCAAUAAAUGGUAUCUCGAGCUUGCACAGGAAUAUUCAGCCGUGAUUGUCUCUCCGAAUUAUCGGCUUAUGCCCGAGUCUUCCAUCCUUGAAAUUUUGGGGGAUGUGGAGGAUCACUGGGAUUGGAUGCAUGCAUGGUUCCCGGCGUUCUUGGAAAAUGAGACUAGCGGGGAGAUAAAGGCAGAACUUGGUCAGAUUCUGGCUGUUGGUGAUAGUGCAGGUGGCUAUCUGAGCCUGCAAAUGGGUCUAAGCCAUCCAACCGAAAUCCGGGCAGUUAACGCAGUCUAUCCCAUGACGAAUCCCAAGGCAGCAUGUUUCACUGGUGAGCAGCUAAGGCCGGUAUUUAACAUCUCAACGCUUCCCAAGGACACAUUGGAGCGUCACCUAUCAAAUCUCAAGGAACAAGAAGCACUCUCCGAAGUUCCAAUUGUAAAAUCCGUCGAAUCCAGUCCUGAUAGACUGACAUUGUGCUUUUCCAUCUGUCAACACGGAAAAAUGGGUCAAUUGCUGCCAUACGAUUCAAUUACGCCAUAUCCGCUAGAGCGACUAGAUGCUGGAGCAAGAUUUUCUCGAGGUGGGGUGGUGCUGCUUCACGGCAGAGAUGAUACUGUUGCUCCUAUUGAGCAGAGUUAUUCAUUGAAGGAAAAGGUGGAAGAUGUCGAUCCUACUUUAAAAUUUCGUCUAAUCGUGCGGGAUGGUGAGCAUGGUUUUGAUCAUUCGGCUAAAUUACAUGAUGCCUGGCUGUGGGAUGCGAUUCAGGAUAUUGUAAAAAUUUGGCUUGACUGAGUCGACUGGGCUAGUUUUUUUGAAAGCUCACUGUGACCAAAUGCUCUUUUCAAUUAAUAUUAGAAAAAUGGCAGUAGCCUGAAAUCAUUUACCACCUUGGACGGAAACUAGGAUCACGACGUACAUAGUUGGGGAUAGUAUGGAAGGUGUAUUCAUUGGGAUUCUGGUCCACGAUGUUAAAUAUUGAUACACCAUUGGUGAACUGAGAGCAUGGCCCGUGAAGAAAACCCAUGAAAUUCUUUGCUCGUGACUUCCCGUACGC
This is a messenger RNA of Aspergillus ruber CBS 135680, 1310 nucleotides long. RefSeq names its product alpha/beta hydrolase. Lineage: Eukaryota; Fungi; Ascomycota; Eurotiomycetes; Eurotiales; Aspergillaceae. The transcript has a single exon. The record is from RefSeq and is a predicted model, not a curated record. Bases 35 to 1048 code for a protein of 337 amino acids. Gene Ontology annotation, molecular function: hydrolase activity.